Molecule: messenger RNA, 3150 nt
Organism: Aspergillus niger
Lineage: Eukaryota; Fungi; Ascomycota; Eurotiomycetes; Eurotiales; Aspergillaceae
Exons: 7
Coding region: 1-3150 (1049 amino acids)
Biological process (GO): protein import into nucleus
Cellular component (GO): cytosol; nuclear envelope
Molecular function (GO): small GTPase binding
Source: RefSeq, a predicted model, not a curated record
AUGGCCCCAAUCGUCGAGUUGACUGGGGAGGCCAAUCCCCUGACCCCGCAGAAUGUCCUUAAUGCGCUGGUUCUUGCAGCUAGCUCAACUCAACAACAGGUGCAAUCGGGCACCCAGCAACUCCAGAAUUGGGAGAAGCAGGAGGGUUACUAUUCAUCGCUUCAGGAUGUAUUCCUGGACCAUUCUGUUCCCCCUGAAGUUCGAUACCUCUCCAUCAUCCAGUUGAAGAACGGUAUCGACAAGUACUGGCGAAAGACUGCGACAAAUGCCAUUAAGAAGGAAGAAAAGGAACGGAUAAAGACUAGGGCCUUACAGGCGGGUGUCCUCGAGCCAGCUCCUCUCCUGGCUCUUCACAAUGCGUUGAUGAUUGCUAAGAUCAUGCGCUAUGAAUUCCCGCAAGACUGGCCGGAUGGUAUCACCUCCCUCAUUGCUCUCCUCCGCUCUUCUACCCAGCCUGGCGCAAACCCGUUGCAAUUGCCCCGGACCCUUAUCAUCCUCCUACAGAUUAUCAAAGAGCUUUCAACGGCUCGGCUGCAAAGAACCCGCGCGAACCUACAAUCCGUCUCUCCAGAAAUCUUCCAUCUGUUGGGGAGCAUAUACGUGGACAAGGUGAACAGUUGGGCUUCUUUCCUGGAGCAAGGGGGCUUUGAUGAGGCAACGUUGCUAGAUGUGAUCGAACAAAGCCUAGUGUCUCUUAAGGUCAUCCGGCGUCUUGUUAUCGCCGGAUAUGAACACCCAAACCGCGAUAAGGAUGUCCGUGACUUCUGGGUUCUGACCCAUUCCCACUUCAGUAGAUUCCUGGGAUUUAUCAAUGGCCCCGCUACAAUGUCGGAGCAAAUCCAUAGGGCAGUUGAGAAGCACCUCUUGCAACUUUCCAAGCUUCACGUGGAAAUGGCCAAGGAUCGCCCGGCAUCUUUCGCGUUGCUCCCGGACAGUAUACCGCUCGUCCAGUCCUACUGGACUUUAGUAGUCAAGUUGGGAGAGAAUUAUAGUCAAUUGGGCGGGGACGGUGAGCCGGAGGGAAAGUCCUUGAUGGAGAAGACCGGCCUCAGGGCUCUCCUUCUAAUCAGGGCUUGUUCCAAGAUGGCCUUUAACCCGGCACAGACAUUCAAGUACCAGACUCCGCAAGACAAGGAGGAGAAGAAACAGUCUGUGGAACUCAUCAAAGCCCAACUGUUCACCCAUGACUUCGUUGUUAAUGUCAUGGAGCUUCUCGUCACCCAAUUCUUCCGAUUCAGGAAGAAUGACUUUCAGGAAUGGGAGGAGGAUCCUGAGGAGUGGGAGAGGAAGGAGGAGGAUAUUGCCGAGGCCUGGGAAUUCUCCAUCCGGUCGUGCUCCGAGAAGCUCUUCCUUGACCUCGUCAUUCACUUCAAGGAGUUGCUCAUCCCGCGUCUUUUGACGGUCUUCUACAACUUCGCAAGCCCUGAUAACCGCGACGUCCUGUUGAAGGAUUCCCUGUACGCUGCCAUUGGCCUCUCUGCAGCCAGUCUGGAGCAACACUUGGACUUCAACAAGUUCCUCGAGACAACGCUUGUGCCUGAAGUCCAGAUCCAGGAACAGGGAUACAAUGUCCUCCGGAGAAGGAUAGCCAUCGUCUUGGGCCAGUGGGUCCCGGUAAAGUCCAGUGAGCUCAACAGGAACGCCAUCUACCAGAUCUUCCAGCACCUCCUCAGCAAGCAAGAUCCGUUAAACGACCUGGUGGUCCGCAUUACCGCCGGACGGCAGCUCAAGAACGUGCUCGACCCCUUCGAGUUCUCCCCUACUGAGUUCCUGCCGUAUGCACCGGCCAUCCUGCAAGACCUAAUGUCCCUCGUCCAAGAAGUCGAACUUUCGGAGACCAAGAUGGGGCUUCUUGACACGGUCCGUAUGGCAGUUGUAAAGAUGGAAGACCACAUCGCACCCUUCUCCGACCAAAUCCUGUCCCUUCUUCCCCCGCUAUGGGAGAGUUCCGGCGAGGAGCAUCUGAUGAAGCAAGCCAUCCUAACGCUGCUUUCGUCCCUGAUCCACUCCCUCAAGCAGGAAUCCGUCAGAUACCACUCCCUGAUCCUGCCUCUCAUCCAGAACUCCGUGGAACCAGGCUCUGAAACUCUCAUCUACCUCCUCGACGAAGCCCUCGACCUCUGGUCUGCCAUCCUAAUGCAAACGCCCGCCCCGGCCUCCCCCGAAAUCCUCUCUCUCAUCCCCGCGCUCUUCCCCAUCUUCGAAGCCGCCACCGACAGCGUCCCACAGGCCCUCCAAAUCGCCGAAUCCUACAUCCUGCUCGCCCCGCAAGAAAUCCUCAGCGACCGCAUCCGCUUCCCCCUCCUCGUCUCCUUCGAAACCCUCCUCAAACUCACCACCAAGCAACGCCUCGGCGUCGUCCCCCGCCUCGUAGAACUACUCCUCCGCGGCGCCAACACCGUCGACAACGGCAGCGAAACCACCUACAGCAUAAUCACGCGCUCCCUCCUCGACAGCUCCUUCCUCCCGGCCCUUCUCGAAGGCCUCCACUCCGCCCACGAAGCAAGCCAAACCACCGGCCCGAACCGCAAACAAACCUCCGUCUACGGCGUCGUCGAAACAGACUACUUCUCCGUCCUGGCGCGUCUCGCCCUCGCCUACCCCAAGAUCUUCACGUCCGCCGUCUCCGCCGCCACCAACAGCCCCGAAGAAACCGUCCUCUCAUGGCUCCUCACAGAAUGGUUCCUCCACUACGACAACAUCGGCAGCUCCACCCAGAAGAAACUCCACGCCCUGGCCCUCACCCAACUUCUCACCCUCAACGGACCGGACUCUCAGCCCCCGCCUUAUCUUCUCAAUAACCUUCAGUCCUAUCUCACCAUGUGGACUGACAUCGUCACUGAACUCGCCGAAGGCACAGAUGGCAGUGGGGCUAAUCCCGACGAUCCCCGCGGAGGCAGCGACUAUCUGAUCUACUGGAAUAAUGCCCAGACGGGAGCGGCCGAUGAGCAUGAGCCGCCGGAGAAUGUGCGGCGACGGGAAUGGGAUGAGUCGGAUGUGCUGCAUAAGGUCAACAUUAGGGACUUUAUUCGUGAAAGGCUUCAUUCGUUGAUUGUGGGAUGUGGCGGCGAGCAGAGGUUCCAGGAGGAGUGGUUGCUUAAUGUUGAUCGGGAGGUGGUUGCUUCGUUUGGGGCUUUGGGGUUGUUGUAG